GAUUCUCGCCAUCAAUCGAUCUAGAACGUGUGUACAGUUCUUAGCCGUUUUUCGAUCAUCCUCUGUAAUACGUUUAUUAUAAUUUAUAGUUACCUAUCGUUUGUUUCAACGUCAAGAAAAAUGUUGUCCAAGGUUAUUGUCGGUUCUUGCGUCCUGUUGUACGUCAGUUUUACGGUCCAAUCGUAUCCUCAAGGUUACGGCGGCGGUGGCGGACACGACGACGACGACCACGUGGACUACUAUGCUCAUCCAAAGUACUCUUACAAGUACGGCGUACAGGACCCGCAUACAGGCGACUACAAGACCGCGCACGAGUACAGAGAUGGCGAUGUGGUAAAGGGCUCGUACAGCGUGCAUGAUCCCGAUGGUACUCUGAGGACCGUCGAGUACGUGGCCGACAAGGAAAACGGUUUUAACGCGGUCGUCCACAAUUCCGGUCACGCCAACCAUCCAGACCACUACGAACACUAUUAAACAGCCAAAGAUGAUCUACUCCGAGGUAAUUAUAUGGUUUAUAACUUCCGAUAACUAUACUCAUUUUCCAACAUAAAGGACACAGGAAAACAAUUUAUUAUAUAACAGUCUAGUCUUUAAUUUAACAUAUUUGCUUUGACAUAUUUGUCAG
Myzus persicae (green peach aphid) is the source of this 625-nucleotide messenger RNA. Its product is annotated as cuticle protein 19-like. Bases 121 to 474 code for a protein of 117 amino acids. Gene Ontology annotation, cellular component: extracellular matrix. NCBI's taxonomy places the organism in Eukaryota, Metazoa, Arthropoda, Insecta, Hemiptera, Aphididae. The transcript is spliced from 4 exons. The record is from RefSeq and is a predicted model, not a curated record.